Molecule: messenger RNA, 304 nt
Organism: Ceutorhynchus assimilis (cabbage seed weevil)
Lineage: Eukaryota; Metazoa; Arthropoda; Insecta; Coleoptera; Curculionidae
Source: the annotation of a GenBank genome assembly
UAAACGUGAAUCGAACUUGAUAGGGUUUAUGUUAUUAGAGAUCAUGGCGUAUUUCUAGAUGUCAAAUUGUAGUUUUCUGAACAUAUUGAAAGAAUAUCCAUUUAUGCGAUUAUUGGUGUUUUUAACGCGUAAUUUGAGAGAUUUUACUAGCAUUCACACCUUGAGGAAUGCUUAUUCAGCUAUAGUUCGCCAAAUUCUAGAAUAUACCAGUCGUUCGGUCUCCCUUUUAUGGUAAACAUAACUACCAACUGGAGAGGGUACAACGAAGAUUCUUAAAACAUAUUACAUACAAACUUAAUAUUAG